Molecule: messenger RNA, 1961 nt
Organism: Amphimedon queenslandica
Lineage: Eukaryota; Metazoa; Porifera; Demospongiae; Haplosclerida; Niphatidae
Exons: 11
Coding region: 33-1805 (590 amino acids)
Biological process (GO): protein ubiquitination
Cellular component (GO): nucleus
Molecular function (GO): protein binding; ubiquitin protein ligase activity
Source: RefSeq, a predicted model, not a curated record
AGACUCCUCCUACAGGGUGUGGCUCACUUAAAAUGGCGACUGGUGGUGUUCCCAUUGGUAGUCCCCUCCAGUUGCUCAGGGAGUUAUCCAGACACUCUAGCGAGUCUGAGUCCGGAAUGUGUCUCUCUGAGGAAAUUGAGCUACUCCAAAAUGUGUAUUUUGAUGAUCUUCAAGUCGUUUCUGAUGAAAACUCUUCCUUGUUGUUUCACAUCACCCCGAGUACCUGUGACGACAAAGACACUCAAUUUGUUUACUGUGAUCUGACUUUUAUCAUUGACAAUAAAAAUUAUCCUGGUGUGUCCCCAAACAUUGCAGUUACAAAGUCACGUGGAUUGUCAGAUGCUCAUAUUGAAAGUAUUGUUGAAGGUCUCUCACAUUUGUCAUUCAAAAAUUUAGGGUCUCCAAUGAUAUACGACUUAGUUGAAUAUGUCCGGGAUUGUUUAACUGAUAAUAAUCGUCCAUGUGGGAGGUGUCCUAUAUGUCAGUAUGACUUUCAGGAUGAUGAUCAGUUUGUACGAACUGAAUGUUAUCACUACUUUCAUCCUAACUGUCUCUCACGCUAUGUUGAUCUUCAUCUUGAGUCUCUAGCAAAGCAAAAGGAAGAGAGCAGCAAACUCAAAUAUAGACUUCCCUUCACUGAGACUCUUGCACAAAAACUAGAGUGUCCUGUGUGCAGAGUUGCUAUUAACAGCAAGGACCACUGCCUGUUGGCUAUAAAGGACAUUGAUGCAACUGAAUUGGAGAAUAACACUCUUUAUGACUACUCUUACCAUAAAGACCCCAAAUUGAUGGCAUGGCAGGAAGAGAUGGCACUAUUGUUUGAGAAACAGCAAAGGAAAGGAGGAAUCAUUGAUUUAUUGGCUCAAGAUGCUGUCAUUGAUGGAGAAUGGGUUAGUUCAACUGCAUCUGAAUCUCAACAAAAUGAGUCAUCACUGGUUGAUCCUGAUGAUUCUUUAUUAAAAAGUGCUCAUGAUGACAGCAAAAGCAAAUCACUAAAUCAUCAUUCAAAUGAAAGGAAAGGUCGAUUUAAGGGAGAAAGAUAUGUUCAUGGUAAUAAAGGAGGAAAGCAGCACAGAGAGGGAAGAGGAAGAGAAGGAGGAAGGCAACAAAAGUAUGGAGAAGGUCAAUGGGAGGAAAGAACUGGUAGUGGUGAAACAGGGAGUGGUGGACGGCACAACCAUUGGAAGAGAAGAGAGGACAGGAAGUGGAAAAAGGAAGGAGAGACUUUUGGGACAGGAAGAACUGAAAAUAAAGACCUAAGUCAAGACAUUGUAGUGCAUGAUCUGCUAGAAAAAGAAAGCAAAGCGCAAGAUGGCCAGGAGGGCCAGCAAGAAGGAAAGACUAGAUCGAGAAGGAAGGACAGGAGAUGGGAUCAUCAAAGAAAAGAUGGACCUUCAAUGAAAAGUGAAGGAGAGAAACCGGAUGAAAGAAAGACUAUCAUUAAACGACAAGCUCCCGAUAGAGAUAGCAAGAGUUGUGAUAAACAUGGUGAGCAUAGAGAACCACAAAAGGAAGGAUCCAUUUCUACUAAUAAAGCAGAAACUCAAACAGUUGUUAGUGUUGAAUCAAAUAGACAUAGAGGGGAUCAGCGAUGGAAGGGUGGUUAUGAAGGCAGACAAAACAGAAGGAAUUAUAGACAAGAUUUUUAUAGUGCUAGAAGACAAGGAUCUACCAAUGCUGGAGGGCAGAGUAAUCAUCAGGAGACUGAUAAAAGUGGUGAACAAAAGGAGGAAGUAAUGAAAUUAAAGCAAGAACACAAGGAGGAGCCAAGAUCAAAUAAAAUUGAAGAGGAUAACAAUUCAUAGGCCAAUCUUUUGAUCAUCUUGAUUUUAUUCAUUUAAUUUAUACUAAAUUGUUAUUUAUUAAUCAUUAGCCACAAAAUUUUAUCAUCAAAACAUCUAUGUACAAAAAUUACAAAUUUUCAGCAGAAAAGUAUUUAUUUAAUGUUUUGCAUUAUGACA